AUGGUCGUCGAUACCGCCUAUUACGAUGCGUUGGGCGUCGCGCCCACAGCCACCGAGCUGGAAAUCAAGAAGGCCUAUCGCAAGAUGGCCAUCGUCCACCACCCAGACAAGAACCCCAACGAUCCCACCGCCCACGAAAAGUUCCAGACCAUCGGCGAAGCCUACCAGGUCCUAUCGGACCCCGACCUACGCAAGGCCUACGAUAAGUUCGGAAAGGAUCAUGCGAAGCCUCAGGAGGGUUUCGCCGACCCCGCCGAGUUCUUCACCUCCAUCUUUGGCGGCGAAGCCUUCCUCGACUGGAUCGGCGAGAUCAGUCUCAUGAAGGACCUCACGGCCACCAUGGACAUCACCAUGAAGGAGGAGGAGGAAGCGGCGGCGGCUGCUGCUGAAGCUGCGGCUGCUGAGGAUGGUGACUUCCCUGGUACCGAUGAGGCCUUGAAGCAGAGCAUGAAGGAUCAGGGCGCCGCACCGCCCGCAGGCCCUUCGGCACCACCCCCGCCCACCGUCGUGGUCGAGGAGGAGAAGUCGUCCGAGAAACCCCAUACCGCCGCCGUUCCCGGAGGCGUUGCCGAUGCGCCGCCGUCGCUUCCCCCUCGAUCCCAAGCCACAUCCCCCGCCCCUUCGACCGGCUCCGGCAACCGCACCCAGAUCCCCCUUCGACCGGCCCUGAUGGACAAGUCCCACGAGGAUACCGAGGGCGAGCUCUCGGAGGAGGCGCUCAAGCAGAAAGAGAAGAAAAAGGGCAGCCUGUCCAAGGAGCAGCGCGAGCAGUUGGCCGCGUACGAGAGGGAGCGUGCCCGCAUCCGCCAGGAGCGUGUCGACAACCUCGUCAGCAAGUUGCUUGACCGAUGCAGCGUGUGGACCGAGACGGAUAAGGGUGCCGACGUCACCAGGGCGUUCCAGGAGAAGAUGCGCCUCGAGGUCGAGGAACUCAAGAUGGAGUCGUUCGGCAUCGAUAUCCUGCACGCCAUCGGCCAGACCUACGUCUCCAAGGCUUCCACUCUGCUGCGCAGCCAGAAGUUCCUCGGUAUUGGUGGCUUUUUCAGCAAGCUGAAGGACAAGGGCACCCUCGUAAAGGAGACUUGGAACACCAUCAGCAGCGCCAUCGACGCCCAGCAGACCAUGGAGGACAUGGCCAAGAUGGAGGAGAAGGGUGGCGAGGACUGGACCGACGAGAAGCGCUCCGAGUACGAGCGCCGUGUCACCGGCAAGAUCCUCACCGCCGCCUGGAGGGGAAGCAAGUUUGAGAUUCAGAGCGUUCUGCGCGAGGUGUGCGACAGCAUCCUCAACGAUAAGAAGGUUGCCCUUUCCAAGCGGUUAGAGCGCGCCCAGGCCCUGGUUCUCAUUGGAGAUAUCCUGAACAAGGCCGAGAGAUCCCCGGAGGAAGAGGGCGACUACCUCGUCUUCGAGCAGCUCGUCGCCGAGGCUGCUAUUAAGAAGGACAAGGACGAGGAGGGUAAGAAGAAGAAAGACCACAAGAGCCGCCACAAGAAGGAGGCGGAGGACGUGGCCGCUGAUGCGCCCAACGUGCCCAAGGCUUAA
This is a messenger RNA of Ilyonectria robusta, 1542 nucleotides long. RefSeq names its product X-domain of DnaJ-containing-domain-containing protein. Gene Ontology annotation, biological process: protein import into peroxisome matrix. NCBI's taxonomy places the organism in Eukaryota, Fungi, Ascomycota, Sordariomycetes, Hypocreales, Nectriaceae. The transcript is spliced from 3 exons. The record is from RefSeq and is a predicted model, not a curated record. The coding region runs from base 1 to 1542 and encodes 513 amino acids. Gene Ontology annotation, cellular component: cytosol.